GCACGAACGUAUGUGUGCGUAAGAGCACAUCGGUCCUAAUGAGCAGAAUGGUUUAGUGCUGAUGAUGGACAGCGUUCUCUGCGUUCUGAUAUUCGUGUAACCGCUGUGACUUGCUGUAUCAGGCGCCACCGCAUGUUCACAACGGAUUAUAAAAAGAAUAUCAGCUCUGACAUGAGAAGCGAGCGCUUAGCUGAUUGAUGAUCCUCCAUCUCAGAAGGAGGUCCUCACACGAGCAGAGGCGAAUGGACGCGGCGGCUGUCAUUGAUUACACCGAUGAGACGAACAUGGGAGAACAUCACUGGAGCCCUACUAAUGUUGAGAGAGAGAGAGAGAGAGAGAGAGAGAGAGAGAGAGAGCAGAAAAACACAAGACAGAGAACACACGACUGAAAACCGACUGUCAUUCGAGCAAAGCCGAUGAGGGGAUCCUUUGUUUUCAAUGAUCGUCACACGGUAGGCUAAAUGUCCCCAUUCAUUGGUAAUAUUUGCAUGAGAUUUGCACCGCAGAGAAACCAGCGCCACUUUAGCGCGCGGUUAACAAUGGAAUUAUGACAGCGGUGACUUUCAGCUGUUUCUCAUUGUUCGCGCUAGAGGUAUAAUUUGGCCCGUGCCAACCAACAUCGAAUCGUGUCUAAGGACCGACAAGGUGCGAACAGUGACCAAAUAAUCGACAGAUCUUCAGGUUGGUGAUAUCCGAAAGGCUCCUAAUGCGUUAUCUCCCACCGUCGCUGUCACCAUGCACACCUCUCCACCUCCUGGGCUGGGCAGUAACUCCAGCACCGUGCCCUGGGACCCCGGUGCGCCCCUGUCGCCCUCUCUGGUAAACAGCACGGUUAAGAUGGUGCUUAUCUCUGCGAUCGUGUGCACCUCGCUUUUUGGAAACGUGGUGGUGCUGCUGGUAUUUCAGCGCAAGCCACAGCUACUUCAUGUCGCCAACCGCUUUGUGCUCAACCUGCUUCUGGCUGACCUGCUGCAGACGGUGCUGGUCAUGCCCUUUGCCAUCGCUGCCACUGUGCCCGAAGUCUGGCCACUGGAUGCCCGUCUGUGCCAGGCUCUUGUGGUGCUCAUGCACCUGUUUGCGUUCGCCAGUGUAAACACCAUCAUUGUGGUAUCCGUGGAUCGCUACCUUGCCAUUAUCCACCCUCUGUCAUACCCCACCCGCAUGACACCUCAUUUGGGCACCAACCUGAUAGCUCUCACAUGGCUUCUCAGCCUGCUUCAGAGCACACCGCCUCUGUAUGGAUGGGGAGCAAUUGAGUUUGACCGCCGUCACAACGCCUGCACUGUGGUGUGGUCCUCAAGCUACUCCUAUUCAGCCCUGGUGUCUGCACUAUCAUUCUGGCUGCCUGUUGUGAUCAUGCUUUGCUGCUACUGGAUGGUAUUUCGGGCGGCGAGACGACAGAACGCUCUUGUACACCCCAUCCAGUCAAACCCCCCACCAGAUUCCCAAGCGCCCUGUUCUAGCCCCCAAAGGCAGCAGCCCCAGCCGGAGGGGCCUUUCUCAGCCAGCUACCCCAUCAGGACUCGCCACAGACGCUUCCAUUAUCACUGUAAGGCAGCGCGGGUGGUGUUUGUCAUCAUGGCGUCCUAUGUGCUCAGCAUGGGCCCAUACAGUGUUCUGAGCACGAUAUCCAUUUACUCCAGUGCAGCAGUGCCUCCCUGGUUGGCCUCGAUAGCUCUCAUUCUGUUCUUCCUACAGUGCUGCUUACACCCCUACAUCUACGGCUACAUGCACCGCAGUGUUCGUAAGGAAUUCCUGGCCCUGAUUUGUGGGCCUUUGUGUGGACAGGGCCGUAUCAGUCAAGGCUCCGCUGUGGACAGUUGCUUCACAGUGACGGAUGGACGCAUGGCACACACCCAUCUGUCAAGCCAGGUGGCCCGUGUGUGCCCUCUCCGCACCUGGGAGGAAGGGACCACCUCCUCUUCUCCUACAGAGAGGAGGUCUAAAGACAGCCGUAAGGAGACCACCUCCAUCAGUCUGAGCUCAGAGAAGGAGCUCGCUGUGCACAGCAACAAGAAACCAUAAGAAACAGUAUUGGGGUAUAAUUACAUUUAUUAGUGGCUUCAAACCAUUUCCACAUGGGCACAAUUUGAUUUCAAAUGAGUGUGUGCCUUUAAACAGAAUCUUAAUACAUAACUGAAUACACUGUAACUGUAAUCAAAUGUGUUAGUUAUGCUAUGGACGUACUGUAAGGUUAAUAUAUGUUGUACAAAAACAACGACAGCAACAACAAAGCCUAGCAGAUAGUUAGUCCUGGCAGUUUCCUGGAUACUGUCUUGUCAGGAACUAUGGAGAUGCAUGCCAACGUUGAUUGACUAUUUACAAUUCCUUUUAGUUGAGGGUUAUGUUUAAACUUUGUAUGGGAAAAUAGUUCAAAGUCUACUAUUAGUUACAUGCUACUGUGCGCUGUCAUACUGGUUAUUUAAACAGACUGGAAGCAAGGUCUGUUUUUAAAAACAACCAUAAAAGAUUAUAAAAUUCUUGACAUUCCAAAAAGCCUUUGAGGUGAAUAUGUGGAUAAGUUUAAAGGUAUUGAGCUUUCAAUUAAAUACAGAAUAAAAAAUGUAAUUUAAAAGAGGAAUAAUAGUGAGUAAACUGAUGGGAAAAAUACAUUUGAGACAUUAUAUAGUAUAAAUGAAUGUUAUUUUAUACAUCCAUAUAAGAGGAAAUGUGUUGCUAUAAAACUUUACACUUCAAAGACAGAAAGCAUUCUGUAUGUUGUUUUGAAACUUAAGUAAUUUCCACAAUUUAGAAUACAUGUGGAGAGAUUUUUUAAAUAUCAACUUAUAUCAACUAAAUCAUUGUCAGUGGAAUCAAAGUUCUCUGGAAGUAAAGGUGUUUUAAAUGUGAAAGUAAUUACAAGCAAACUGCACUAUUGUACACAAAUACAAUAGUCUGGUUACCAUGUUUCAGGAAUUGAAGAAAAAUAAGUUUUAUUUAUUGUUUAUGCAUCAAUAUGAUCCUUAAGCGAUGAAUAUUAUUAUCAUAAAGGGUUUGGUGAGUUAUUCAGAACUGCUGCUGUUUUAAAUCUAAGCAGGAAGGUCGGUGAUGUGUUGAGAGAGAAUUGUAAAUAUUAAUGCAUUUCAGUUGUAUGUAUUGUAAUUUGUGUCUGAAUUACAUAAGGUGUAACUAAACUAAUGGUGCUCCACAAAAACCAACUUGAGACAAUUUAACAAAGCUGUUUGCUCAGCACUAGGCUAUCUCAUAAUAGACCUUUUUCACAGACUGUGAUGAUGCGAUUCCGCCUUAUUUAGCAGCUUAAAUCUCACAAAAUGUUUAUAUAUUAUACAUUUUUAAAUAUUCAGUGUAAAUGUAUAACAUUAUGCUUAUUGUUAUAUUACCCUGGAAUUAGUUUAAAAAAAUGAAUUACCACAGCUGUGAGGGGGUUUUGAUUACAGCUGCUGAGAGAAUGACAAUAAAUUUGGCAUCUUCUCCCAUCUGACUUGCUUAAUCCACCGCUCUCUAUUUUUAUAACAAUUUUUCCUUCAGGAAAGUCAUUCGAAUUAAUUAAUGGUUUUUUUUUUUAUUUUGUUCUUGGAGCAAAUGGCUAAGUGAAAAUAAUAUUUGCUGUGGUCUCCCAUUCACUCCCAUUCACCGCUGUUGAAAUUUACUCUGCAAAUGUUUACUUCCACGUUCCAAAACCCGGAGUGUGAAAAAGGUCUAUUUGUCAUUGUAUUUCUCUUGGAAUUUCAAAAUGACAUAUUUAACAGAUAUUAGAUUUAAAGGGAUAGUUCACCCAAAAAUGAAAAUUCUCUCAUCAUUUACUCACCCUCAUGCC
This is a messenger RNA of Myxocyprinus asiaticus (Chinese sucker), 3778 nucleotides long. RefSeq names its product probable G-protein coupled receptor 101. Bases 736 to 2025 code for a protein of 429 amino acids. The transcript has 2 exons. Gene Ontology annotation, cellular component: membrane. Gene Ontology annotation, biological process: G protein-coupled receptor signaling pathway. NCBI's taxonomy places the organism in Eukaryota, Metazoa, Chordata, Actinopteri, Cypriniformes, Catostomidae. Gene Ontology annotation, molecular function: G protein-coupled receptor activity. The record is from RefSeq and is a predicted model, not a curated record.